CACGUAGGGGCGGGCCGGAGGGCGCAGGCUCAAGCUGACGCUGCUGGUCCUGGCGGAGCGCCGGCGGCUAUGGAGCGGGACGGGGAGCCGCUGGCCGCGCGGCCGGCCCUGGAGGCCGAGGGGCUGCGCUUCCUGCACGUCACCGUGGGCUCCCUGCUGGCCACCUAUGGCUGGUACAUCGUCUUCGGCUGCAUCCUUCUCUACGUGGCCUUUCAGAAGCUUUCCCCACGGCUGAGGGCCCAGAGGCAGAGGCAGCUGGACCAAGCUGCGGCUACUGUGGAACCUGACAUUGUUGUAAAACGACAAGAGGCUUUGGCAGCUGCCCGUUUGAAAAUGCAAGAAGAAUUAAAUGCCCAAGUUGAAAAGCAUAAGGAAAAACGGAGACAGCUUGAAGAAGAAAAAAGGAGACAGAAGAUUGAAAUGUGGGACAGCAUGCAAGAAGGGAAAAGUUACAAAGGAAAUGCAAGAAAGCCUCAGGAAGAAGACAGUCCGGGUCCUUCUACUUCAUCAGUCAUCCCGAAACGAAAAUCUGACAGAAAGCCUUUGCGGGGAGGUGGUUACAACCCUUUGUCGGGUGAAGGAGGUGGCGCCUGCUCCUGGAGACCUGGACGCAGAGGCCCGUCAUCUGGCGGAUGAGGCUAAGAGUCUUGCUAGUGUCGCUUCUGACACAGCAAGAUGAAUCCUGAACCCUCGAUUCAGUUGCCUUACGCAGGCUUUUCACAGUGACUAGCCAGGGGGACAUGGGGUUUAUUUCUGUUCUUACUACACCUGCAUCUUUGAGGGUUGAAGUCAGCAUAGGGGGUAGACAUUGCCACUAGCCAGUAGUAGCAAUUGGUCACACCUCACUAAAGCCAGUGACUGCGUAGAUUUUGUGGGUGAUUGCUAGUUGUAGGCAAAGGCCUCUGGGUGAUUGGCAGUCUUAAUAAAAGAGACCUCAUAAUGACCCUUCAAGUUAGAAGUCGUUGCUGGUAGGGCAGUCUCUGUGACAGGUUGCGUUGAAUGAUGUGUUCCUUGUAAAUGGUGAGCCCACCAGCGAGGAUUACUGAAGCAAACAGUUGAUGGGGUUGUUUCUGUAUAUUUACUUUCAUGUAUAGAACUUUAUAAAUAAAAAAAAAAGAAACUGUAAAUAUUAAAAAACAUUGCAAAGACCA
This is a messenger RNA of Hipposideros armiger (great roundleaf bat), 1151 nucleotides long. RefSeq names its product selenoprotein S (gene SELENOS). The coding region runs from base 70 to 636 and encodes 188 amino acids. The record is from RefSeq and is a predicted model, not a curated record. NCBI's taxonomy places the organism in Eukaryota, Metazoa, Chordata, Mammalia, Chiroptera, Hipposideridae. Gene Ontology annotation, cellular component: endoplasmic reticulum membrane; Derlin-1-VIMP complex; Derlin-1 retrotranslocation complex. Gene Ontology annotation, biological process: endoplasmic reticulum unfolded protein response; retrograde protein transport, ER to cytosol. The transcript has 6 exons.